This is a messenger RNA of Angiostrongylus costaricensis, 1359 nucleotides long. The record is from the annotation of a GenBank genome assembly. NCBI's taxonomy places the organism in Eukaryota, Metazoa, Nematoda, Chromadorea, Rhabditida, Metastrongylidae.
AUGUCAACCGUGUUCCGCACAUACAAAAGACGUUGGAUCUAUCUGUUGGCUACGUGCUUAGUCAAUUUUUCCAAUGGGAACACCUGGAUCACGUACUCGUCUAUCACAUUCUAUACUAACGAGUUUUAUGAUAACACGAAUGCUGCCUUGUUCUUCAAUGUGAUAUUUCUGGCUCUGUCGAUCCCGGUGGGGCUUCUGGCGUGCUGGUGGACGGAUCGAUUUGGCUUGCGAUCUGCAUUUCACAUUGGAGCCUGGACAAACUUUAUCGGUAACGUAAUAAGAUUCGCUGGAUCAGGCGAAUGGGUGUCAAAGAAUGUGCGAUUUCCGUUGUCUUUUGCUGGCCAAACUGUGGUUGCGUUUGCACAACCAUUCGUUAUGUUCCUUCCGACAAAGCUGGCGGCAAAUUGGUUCCCUCAAAACCAGCGAGCUAUUGCUAAUACUCUUUCUUCAAUGUCGAAUCCAGUUGGUAUUGCUGUGAUGUACUCAGUUGCUCCGUUAAUUGUUAACGGAUCUCGUCCUGCAGCGUUUCCUCUCUUGACAGGAGUUUGUGCGACAUUGGCUACUCUUACUGUAUUCAUUGCUUUGUUCAUUACUAGAUCAAAACCUCCCACUCCAGUUGGUCCUUCGUGUGAUUCGAAAAUCAAAAUACCUUUUUUGGAUGGUGUUAAACUAUGCAUAAGGAACAAGACAUAUUUGGUGCUCGCCGUUUGUUUGGGGGGCGGUAUUGGACUGUUCAAUACUUUGUAUACCAACCUGCAACCAACAUUAUGUGUCAUUGGGUAUUCCUCUUCGUUCAGUGGAGGUGUGGGAACACUGUUGAUCAUGAGUGGACUUAUUGGGGCUGCCAUCGUUGGAGUAUACGUUGAUAGAACUGGAAACUUCGAACAGGCAAUGAAACUUACAUUUUUAAUUGCGGGAAUCGCAGCAUGCUCAUUAGCAAUAUCAGUUAACUACGAAGAUGAGGAAGGGUGGGUGGCGGCGUCCAUAUUUCUGUUUGGUGCAUUUGGUUUUAGUGUAUAUCCUGUUGGUCUUGAAAUGGGUGUGGAAGCGACGUUUCCUGUAGCUGAAGCUACUUCUACGGGACUUAUCAUUAUGAUGGGUCAAAUCCAAGGAGUAAUCUAUGUAGUACUCACUAAUAUAUUUGUUGAAAAACCCAAUAAUCAUCAGUUGGCGGUGCAGACAUGUGCUGAUGGAAAUUCAGAUCUCAGAACUGUAGUCACGUGGAGCGUUCCAUUUCUGGUCUGGGUCGGAUGUCUUGGCUUACUAAUUAUUGUAUUUGUUACGUUUUUCUGGCCCAGCUAUCGACGAAGAGAUUACGAAACUAAUAGGACUAUAAAAAAAUGCAAGGAAAUUACAUAG